Messenger RNA from Elgaria multicarinata webbii, 5108 nucleotides. RefSeq names its product Rho guanine nucleotide exchange factor 40 (gene ARHGEF40). The transcript is spliced from 19 exons. The record is from RefSeq and is a predicted model, not a curated record. Lineage: Eukaryota; Metazoa; Chordata; Lepidosauria; Squamata; Anguidae. Gene Ontology annotation, molecular function: guanyl-nucleotide exchange factor activity. Bases 70 to 4635 code for a protein of 1521 amino acids.
CGAAGCGGCAGCAGCCACAGCAGAGGAGCAGGCGAGCCCGUCCCGUCUGUGCGUCCGCCUGUCUGCGCCAUGGAACCCGAACCAGUGGAGGAAUGUGUCCAGAGCACGCUGGCUGCCUUGUACCCCCCUUUUGAAGCCACUGCCCCCACCCUGCUGAGCCAGGUCUUCGAGGUGCUGGAGCGGACGUACCAACACGACGCCCUGCGCUACACCCUGGACUUCCUCGUUCCCGCCAAACACAUCCUGGCUCGCAUCCAGAGUGAAGCCUGUGCCCAGUACAGCGGCUUUGUGUUCUGCCAUGAGGGUUGGCCACUGUGCCUGCGUGAGAAGGUCCUGGUGCAGCUGGGCUCGCUGCCCUGGCAACGCCUCUGCCCCGGCGACUUCUACCUGCAAGUGGUGCCUCACCGGGAGUGCGCCCCACGCCUGGUACUGAAGUGCUUGUCGCCAGAGGGCCGUGGCGUUCAGGAGCUUCCCGUCUCCCCUGACUCCUACCCCUUCCUCUUCACCGUCGAGUGGCUCAACGGCAUUAACAAGGAGCGCCGGGUGGGGCGCCUGGAGCGCUGCCUGCUGGCGGCCGGCGAGAAGGUGCUGAGCCUGCCUUGGCCUGAGCUGGUGUACCCCCAGUUUGUGCACAAAGACGGCUUCAUCGUGGGGCAGCGCUGCCCAGCGGAUUUGGCCCCUGAGGUGCUGGGGGCACGGAGCCCCGGGGACGGGCGCCAUUCCGGCGGAGAGAACCGGGAGUCCGAGGGGGAGUACGUCCACCUCUUGGAGGUCAGCCCUACCCUCCAUCAGCCUCCCAAGAGCCCCCAGCUGUGUGGUCCCCAGAUCCAGACCAUGCCCGCCCGCAAGGGGCAUGGCAAAAGCCGGAGCCGGCGCCACCGGGCCUGGCUGCACCACAAGUCCGGGUGCGGGGAAAACUUUGCUUUGCGCCAGGCCUGCAAAACCCAGGAGGCGGAGAGGUCUAGUCAAGAGAGUGGCGCCCAGGAGGACAGAGCGGAUCAGCCAAGGGAAAGUCCAGGUCCGGCAUUGGGUCAAGCGUUGGAAGACUCUCCGUUGGUGGGGAGCUUGAGUCCUGGGCAAUUGGAGCAAAACCAGGGGCCCUCUGGAACUACGACGCGGCCAGCCCUCUUCAGUGGCGGAGAUGCUGCUGCCGCUGAAGACUCAGAACUACGAAAACUAGAGCUCCUGGCAUCCCUUCACCAAGACCCCGUUUCUUCCAGCAACGACAACCAAUCUGCAGUGUCUGCCACGCCAAAACGCGCUGCCAAGGGCAACCGCAGGAAAAAAAAGGGCGCCGGUAGAGGGGCCGGUGGCCGGAUUAGGCAGGGGGAUGAUUUGGCAAGCAAAGAAGCAGGGGCUUCUGCCGACACGAAAGAGGUUGGGAAGGGAGAAGUUUGCAUUGGAACAGGAGAGCAAGAUUCAGGGAAUGGAGAAGCCAGCGCUAGUACCCACGAGCAGGCUGUCGGCACUGGAGAAGGCUGUGUUGACAUCGCGGAUUGUAGCGGCACCCAGGAGCAAAGCCACGUCACAGGGGACCAGAGCCUUGGCGCUGGAAAGGAGGAUGUCGUUGGCACCAGUGAGUUGGAUGUUGGCACCGGGGAGUGUAGCGCUGGCACCGGGGAGCCAGGGAGCAGCGUGGAAGAACGUUGCAUUGGCACAGGAGAUGGCAGCACUGGAGAAAGGAGCGUCAGCCGGGAAGGCCCAAGCCUUUGCCCUGAAGGCCCAGUUGCCGCAAUUGAGGCUGGCGAACCGAGGGUUGGCACGGAGGAGCAGAGGGUUCACGCCACAGAACCACAGGGGGUGGAUAGUUCUGAAGAACCGUGCGUGAGAGAACAGGGCCUUGUCAUUGGCACCGAAGAACCGACGUUGGCCAAAUUGCCAGGGAAGGCCAAGCCGAGAGUUGAUGGGAGAGAAGCCCUCCAAAGUGUAGCCACUGAUCGGGAGGCAGAGGAAACUCAGAAUUCCCCUCUCCCCGCUGUGGCUCAUCUCGGGCAGUCCGUAGACUGGCAGCUUCUGCAGUCGGGUGUCUUUGCUCUAACAGGAGGAUUGGACAGGGCAGGGCGCUCCUUGCUGACGGUGGUGCCGCAGCCUCUUCAAGAUGAACUGCCUCCUGGACAAGAGGUUCUAGUCAAAACCUUGAGAUACAUGCACUCACUUCUCAGGCAAGAACUGAAGGCCCUUGGGCUGACGGUGCUGUUGGACUUGAGCCAGGUGGAUGACUGGGCCCUCCAGGCCCCCGUGCUGCUGCCAGCCUUACGGACAUUCCAGGAGAAUUCUCCGCCCCCGAUCAGUCAGCUGCUGGUGAUCCUACCGCCUGAUGACCGUUUUGUGCCCCAUGAAGAGGAGUUGGUCUUGGAACCUGCUGCGGCGGUGCAGCUUCUUCCUCUUUCGGAACUGCCACGUUACGUAGCCCUGGACCAGCUGCCUCCAGCGCUAGGUGGGACCCUGCACUACUUGCCAUCCAAAUGGGUUGGGGAACACCAGGCUCUUGAGCAACUACAAACACUCUGCCGUAGUGUUCUACGGGCUGUGUGUGAAGUCAGUGCCCACUUAAAGGCACUGGGAACUGCUUCAAGUCAGGAGGAACUGUCAGCCCAGAUCACCUUGCAUCAAAAGACUAUGCAGAAACUGCUCUCAGAACCACGUCUCCUGGAGCUGCAGCGCCGUGGCGGGUCCUUGCUGGCACGGCUGCCUCCCCUGGGGCCCUGCAGUACAGAGGCUGUGGCUGCCACCAGGCUCUACCAAGAGGUGGAUGAGGCCCUUCACGGGCUUGUCCAGCUCAGCAACCGGCGCCUGGAGGUGUUGCAGCAAGAGCGGGAAAACACACAGAUUCAGCAGCAAACAAUGGGCAGCAACAGCAUAGAAGAGAAGAGGCCAACUGAGGGGCUGGCUGAGGGGUCAUCCCUGGAGAGGACACUGUUGCAGAGCCCCAAGUCCCAAGGGAGGAUGCAGGCCGGGCCAGAAGCUGGCUGUGCCCCACGGCCCCGGGCCUGCAGCAUCAGCGCUUCCUCCUCGCCCAAGCAUGGCUGGGGCCUGGGGGCCCGGUUUGGCUCCUCUUGCAGCCUGACCUCUCUCUUCCAGCCCCACGCCAGCCCCAAGGCCUCCCCUUGCUGUUCCCCCACUCAGCGCAGUGCUCUGGACAGUGGCAAGAAGAGGCAGGGCCCUCCCGCCAGCCCCAAGACCCCCCUGUCUCCCACCUCUCCCUUAGCACUGCGGGCCUCGAGCGACCCGGGCCGCCCCAGCGUUCACAUCCGGGGCCUGGAGGUGAGCAGCCGCGAGCUGGCCGAUCGGAGCUGUUCUCCCAGGGAGCACGUGUUGCUGAGCCGUAGUGGGACCCACGUGGCUGAAGCACCUUGGGGGGCCACGCCCCGCACAGAAAGAAGGCGCUGCCUUGGGGUCCAGCAGCAGCUUCUGGCCGAGCUGCUGGAGUGUGAGCGGGACUACGUGGGCGCCCUUGCCCAGCCCGUCUCCCUGUCCCAGGAGCCCGGGGGACAGGCCUGGCCAGCCGAGCUGAGGUGCCUGGGCAGCGCUCUGCGGGCCACGCGGGACCAGUUGCUGGCUUUCCACACCAGCUGCUUCCUCAGCGAGUUGGAGGGAUGCAUGAACCACCCGUCACGCGCUGGGGGCUGCUUCCUGCGCCACGGAGAGAAGCUUCAGCUUUACGCCACCUAUGUCAAAGACCACCACAAGUUCCAGGCGGCCCUGGCUGUGCUGCGAACCACCAGCAAGAAGGGCCCAGCGGAGCUGCGCGAGGAUGGGCAGGUGGCCCGCAUGUUGCGCGUGCCCCUGGAGCAGCUGGAGCGGUACCGGCGCUUCCUGGGUGAGCUGCUGCGUGAAUGUGAGCUGGAGCGGGGCCCUGACCGCCACGCCCUGCAGGAGGCCCAGCAACUGCUGGAGGCCCAGGAGCAGCGAGGCCGGGACCUGCUGGCCGCGGAGCAGAUCCGGGGCUGCGAGGUGAAGCUGUCGGAACAAGGGCCGCUCCUCCAGCGGGGCGAGCUCACCGUGGUGUGCGGCCGCCGCAAGUGCCAGCGGCACAUCUUCCUCUUUGAGCAGCUGCUGCUCUUCGCCAAGUGCAAGGGAGCCGAGGGCGGCUACGUCUGCAAACAGGCCUUGCAGACCGCUUGCAUGGGCCUGACAGAGAGCGUGGGGCCUAGUGGGCUACGCUUUGAGCUGUGGUUCGGACGGGGACCAGCCCGGCAGGCCUUCACGCUGCAGGCACCCUCUGCUGAGGUCAAGCAUCAAUGGACGAGCGUUAUAGCCCAACUGCUGUGGAGACAGGCUGCCCAUCCGGCUGCCUCGAUGAGCAUCUCCUCCCGCCCUCCCCAGCGUUUGGCCCCUCUCGGCCUUGGCCCGGGGCCCCCUCCUGGGCUGUCGUUGCCCGGCCACUUUGAGGAAGAGGAAUGGGACCUGGAUGUGAAGCCCAUCCCAAGGGCUGAGACCUCCGAGUCGGACGGAGCCUCCCCGAGCCACCAAGAACCACUUCGGCAGGGAAGAGGAUCCCUUCCCGGCAGCAGCUCUGCUUUGGGGCACCACCAGUCGCGUUGGGUAUGGAGCCUACAUCGGAAGCUCUUCUCCCCAAGCGGCCAUGGAAGGCAGGACUCCGUGCCCAGGGGCUCUGGGAACAGAACAGUCUAAGCCCCACAGAACCUUGGAGGGGGGAUGGAAGCACGCAUGGGCACCUGUGUCCAGCAGUACCGUGGCCGGCUCCACCAAGUCGGCUGAUGGCUCUCCCACGCACCCCUCUGCUGCUGCCGCCCCAUAGGAACAUCCAGACUUGGCCACAAUCCUACCCUGGAAUGGCUCUGGCCUACCUGAUAAUACCCACCCAGUGCCUUUCCCACCAUUUUCUCUUGCUGCAAAAUUACUGGAGGCCCUUGGGCAAGCUGACCCUGUUGGUGGUGAGAUGGGUUGUUGUCCCAGGCAAAGAAGGCCAAACCAAGGAGCUCCGUUUGGGCCCAAACUGAGGUGCAGACUGGGAGGAAGGAAUUUUGCAGUCAGUCUUGCUCCACUGAUGAUCAAAUAAGGUUGAUGCCCAAAGUGUCUCGAAAUGCUUGGUGCCGCAUUCUGAUCGCAGCUGCAGCCUCUAGAUCAAUUGGUAUUCGCUUAGU